This is a messenger RNA of Pyrgilauda ruficollis (rufous-necked snowfinch), 1166 nucleotides long. RefSeq names its product SH3 and cysteine rich domain 3 (gene STAC3). The transcript has 11 exons. Gene Ontology annotation, cellular component: extrinsic component of cytoplasmic side of plasma membrane. Gene Ontology annotation, biological process: positive regulation of protein localization to plasma membrane; skeletal muscle contraction; positive regulation of voltage-gated calcium channel activity. The annotation marks the transcript as partial. Gene Ontology annotation, molecular function: protein binding. The record is from RefSeq and is a predicted model, not a curated record. NCBI's taxonomy places the organism in Eukaryota, Metazoa, Chordata, Aves, Passeriformes, Passeridae.
GUCACUCCGCUGGCCACCGGACCGCCGCCCUCCCCCCGCCACCCAGGCCUGGGGGCUCUGCGCCCAUCGGGGCCCCGGCACCGGCCGCGCUUCGGGGGCUUCUCCAGCGCGGGGCGAGAGCGCCAGGCGCAGGCAUGACGGAGAAGGAAGUGCCAGAGCCGCCGGCUUCACCUGCUUCAGGUGGGAAACCCAAGAGCCGGCUGCAGAAGCUGAAGCAACUUUUCCAGCGAAAACCCAAGGAGGAGCCGGUGCAGGAGCCACAGCCCAACGGGGAGCUGGUCAGCCCCUCGGGGGGACCCAUCUACUACAUCUAUGAGGAUGACGAAGAGGAGGAAGAGGAGGAGGAGCCCGAGCCCCCUCCCGAGCCGGAGAAACUCGUUAACGACAAACCCCACAAGUUCAAAGACCAUUACUUCAAAAAGCCCAAAUUUUGUGAUGUUUGUGCCCGCAUGAUCGUCCUCAACAACAAAUUUGGCCUGAGGUGCAAGAACUGCAAAACAAACAUCCACCACCACUGCCAGUCCUACGUGGAGAUGCAGCGCUGCUUCGGCAAGAUCCCGCCCGGGUUCCGGCGGGCGUACAGCUCCCCCCUCUACAGCGACCAGCAGUACGCCGGCACCAAGGACCAGCUCGCAAACAGGAGCGACCCCGUGUUCGAGACGCUGCGGACGGGAGUGAUCAUGGCCAACAAGGAGCGCAAGAAGGGGCAGGACGACAAGAAGAACCCCUUGGCUGCGAUGAUGGACGAGGAGUCGGAGGCCACGAAGCCGGUGGGGAGCAAAGCUGAGGGUGGUGCCGCCGAGGGGGACAAGAAGGCUGAGAAGAUCCCAACAGAUGACAAGAGCAAGAAGCCACAGCCAGGGGGGUUCCUGCAGUCCCACUAUUUCGUGGCACUUUAUCGCUUCAAAGCCCUGGAGAAGGACGACCUGGACUUCCCGCCGGGGGAGAAGAUCACGGUGGUCGAUGACUCCAACGAGGAGUGGUGGCGGGGGAAGAUCGGGGAGAAAGUCGGAUAUUUCCCCCCCAACUUCAUAAUCCGGGUGCGGGCAGGCGAGCGGGUGCACAAGGUGACGCGUUCCUUCGUGGGCAACCGGGAAAUCGGGCAGAUCACGCUCAAAAAGGAUCAGGUGAGGCGGGGACCCCCCCCUCAACACCACCCGGAGACC